Molecule: messenger RNA, 580 nt
Organism: Diachasma alloeum
Lineage: Eukaryota; Metazoa; Arthropoda; Insecta; Hymenoptera; Braconidae
Gene: CUTA
Product: protein CutA homolog
Exons: 5
Coding region: 58-498 (146 amino acids)
Biological process (GO): response to metal ion
Molecular function (GO): copper ion binding
Source: RefSeq, a predicted model, not a curated record
AUUCAAUUAUUCCCGCCAUGUUUACUGUCAACGGAAGCCCUAACCUCCAAAGGACAAAUGGCACAAAUGCAGGGGAAGGAAUUCUUCCUGUUGUCAUUGAUGACUCUAUUAUUUUUUCGUAAUUUCGGAGUUCAAGCGCAAAAAGCGAUGAGUUCAUUGUCUGGCGUUUAUUCGGUGGCUUACGUGACAGUUCCCAGCAACGAAAUCGCGAAGAAAUUGGCGCACGGUAUUGUUAAGAGUAAACUCGCUGCAUGUGUCAACAUCAUUCCUCAAGUGACUUCGGUGUAUGAGUGGAAGGAUGAGAUAAAUGAAGAGAGUGAGCUGCUCCUGAUGAUCAAAACGAGAACUGAAGCCGUGGGAAAUUUAACGAAAUAUGUUAAGGAAAAUCAUCCUUACGAAGUCUGUGAAGUCAUAUCUUUUCCGAUUGAGAACGGAAAUGAAGAAUAUCUUAACUGGAUCGGAGGAAUAGUCCCUCAGGGCGUGAAAAAGCCCUCGUAAGCAGCAAAGAAUUGCAUAAAUCGUCAUUAAAAUGAAUAUUUAUCUUGUAUUGAAUUAAGCAAUAAAUUCAUUUUGAAGUCUA